This is a messenger RNA of Xenopus tropicalis (tropical clawed frog), 2022 nucleotides long. RefSeq lists its product as uncharacterized. The transcript is spliced from 13 exons. Gene Ontology annotation, biological process: meiotic sister chromatid cohesion, centromeric. Gene Ontology annotation, cellular component: kinetochore. The coding region runs from base 34 to 1302 and encodes 422 amino acids. The record is from RefSeq and is a predicted model, not a curated record. Lineage: Eukaryota; Metazoa; Chordata; Amphibia; Anura; Pipidae.
GCAGUAGAGCUGGUUAGUGCGCUGCUACUAAGCAUGUUUGGAGCACGGCUGAGGGCAUUGAAACGGGUCGGCCGUUCAUCUCCGGAUCCCCGGGCUGACACACAGACUGCCUCCAGCGUAGGGCGUAGAGCAGGAGAUUGGAAAGCUACGCAGAAGCACCGUGUACAAAAAAGAAAACCAUUUUCAAAAUUUAAAACCAUGGGAAAGAUUAAAGAGAACAUAGAAAAAAGUAAACAUGACCAUGCUUUGGAUGGAAGUACAAGUGAAACUGCAGGGAGUAUUCAUUUAAAGCAAAUAAAGGGCAGAGAGAAAAUACACAGUGAAAGUUCUUCUUUAAGUCAGGAAAUCCAGCAAGAGACUGAUAACACUGCUAGUACGAGAUACAGUGAGACCACUUCCGGAAUCACUUUGCCAACACUUUACCAAGUGUCUUCAGAGUCCGAAACAUCAAUUUUAUCAACCUCUGUAAGCAGCUGCCUGUCUCCUGAAGUACUACGUGGUGCUGAUAGUUUUGAUGAGUCAGAAUGGAAAAGCAUUUUUCACAAUGAGAACUUAUUCUGCAAAAAUUCUACUCUCUUGGAGACCAGUCAAGCGGUGAAUAUAGAUUUUCUUCCAGAACCAACCGAUGUUUCUAAUAUUUUUGAACCUAUUGACAGAGUACAUCUGCAUGGAGCUAAAAGUAACAAGAAUGUUAAAAGUGACAACAUUUUUGAAAAGCAACACGUGUCCACUAUUGUAUCAGGAAAAAAGAUAUUCAGAAUUACAAGAGAGAAAGAAAAAACACCAAGAAGCGAUGGUGGUUCAGACUCCAAAUGUCACACACGACCUGAAAAAAAGGUUAAAGAAAGUUGUGACACAACAGAUAAAAAUGUUAAAUGCAAGAAAAGAGUAAGUUUCGGUACAGUCCAGACAACUGAAAUACCACCAAAUGAAUAUGUUGAUCAUUGUGCUGGAAAAAAUAUUGAUAGUUCUGCGAAGACAGACUUGCUGGAACAACAAAAGUUGUCUCUCAGUCUCACUCACAAGCUAGAUCUAUCUCCAGUUUGUGUCUCAUCUAUGGAAGAAGAAAUGAUUCCUAAUACAAGUGGUCCAUUUGUACAUUCAAUCCAAAUUGCUCCUUCCUCCACACUGAGCAUGCAAAAAGAAUCUGAGAAACAGGUAUUACAUGAAACAAAAGAGAUAUGCUGCAUUAUAAAGGCCCCGGUGUGUCGAUGUACUUCAGCAAUAUUAGGUAUUCCAAUUGCCAAUCCGCGCCUACCACCGAAGCACAAAAUACCCAAAGAUAUUAUUCUAACUUUCUGAAGUGUUAUAGUGGAAGCACCCUAGGUCCCAUGUUCACGACUCACCAAAACUUCCAGCAACUGCUGGACAUCACAAUAUUAUUUACCCUUUUGUGUUCAUGGUUUUCAUUAUUUCAAGACAGAAGCGUUGCCCUUGAAAGCACUGUUCAGUCUUCCAUAUAUAAGGAAAUUGCUUUAGUUUUGCAAUGUGUUGAUUUGGGUUUUUUUUGUUUGUUCAGUGUUAUUCCACUAAAAUGCAUCCAACCAAUUUUCAUUUCCACCAAACAGUCUCUUUCACUAACAACCAGAUAAGUAGAGACUACUGUAACCUGACUACCUUAUAGUUAAUUAACCCAUACUAUGCUAAUGUUACUAGCACAACCACUAUUUAAGGUUUUGGUUACAAAAUCGUUUCUAAUGAAAUUGCUGGUGUUUUGGCAAUGAAUUUAUCUGAUACAGAAAUUAAUUUAGGUUGGGAAAUUACUUUACACAAAUAUUGUCAUGACAACAAAACGCUUGUUGGAAAUAUGUGUCUGACAUUUGUCAUUUCUGAGUUUUCUUGCAAGUACAGCAUACAUAUAUUGCAUACACUGUGAUAUUUAUUGCUAUAUUUAAUUUUCAUGUUGUAUGUUCUGUGCAUAUGUGUAUUUCUGUUAGAAAUGCUAUAAAACUAUUUCAAACUCUUAAGUGUCCAUAUUUGGAAUUCCAAGCCUCUUUCUAUAAAAUAAUUUCAUAGAACUUA